Messenger RNA from Theobroma umbraticum, 2456 nucleotides. RefSeq names its product receptor-like serine/threonine-protein kinase SD1-6. Gene Ontology annotation, biological process: protein phosphorylation. NCBI's taxonomy places the organism in Eukaryota, Viridiplantae, Streptophyta, Magnoliopsida, Malvales, Malvaceae. The record is from RefSeq and is a predicted model, not a curated record. Gene Ontology annotation, molecular function: protein serine/threonine kinase activity; ATP binding. Gene Ontology annotation, cellular component: plasma membrane.
UCUUCCUUAAUCUCAUCACAUAAACCCAUCAAAAUUUCUUCAAUCUGACCUCUUUCAGACAAAAACAUGAGGAGAAGUAGGUUUGUUUCUCUUCUAUGGUUGCUGGUUUUUGUAUGCCUUGCCUCCCAAUCUAUCAAUGGUACUGAUACUAUUGAACAAGGUCAAGAAAUUGCAUACCCAAAUACAAUCAUAUCAGCUGGGGGAAAAUUUGAACUCGGUUUCUUUUCUCUGGGAAACGCCUCCAAGUACUAUGUUGGAAUAUGGCACAAAGAGUCUAACCGAAGUAUUGUUUGGGUAGCAAACAGAGAUCAUUCCUUCCCUAUUGAAUCUUCAGUUAAUCUUAGCAUUAACGGUGAGGGAAAGCUCGUGAUUUCAGAUGGUAGAAUGUUCUACAUAGUGACAAAUGUUACAACUAGCCGCAACACUUAUGCCAUGCUACUAGAUUCUGGUAACCUUGUAUUACUCAACCGCAAUACCUUGGACGUUUUGUGGCAAAGUUUUUCUGAUACCACAAAUACUAUUUUGCCUGGAAUGACUCUUCAAGAUGAUUAUGGAUUUCUUGUAUAUAAUUGGCUGAUUGUGUCAUGGAAAAGUGUGGAGGAUCCAGCCCCUGGUUCUUUCUCUUUGGAACUGAAUUUCACAAAUUUUUUAACCAUUAAGAAGGGUUCCCAAACAUACUGGACUGAUACUCGAAAUGCCUUUUGGGGGGACGAUCAGUUUGGUUGGGGCUUUACUUCGGAAUUUCUUAAUACUUCCAGGAUUACACAGAUUGUACUGGAUGACUUUGGGCAGCUUAAGCUACAGUCCUGGUCUGAAGAUGACCAACGUUGCUGUUUGGAAGGUUUCAAACCAAUUUCUGCCUCUACUUCCAUCCAGGAUGGGACAUAUGAAGUUUGUGUGAGAAAAAAAAACUUGCACUGCACCAACAGUGGAGAUCAUGCUCAGAAUGAUGGGUUUCUUCACAAAUUUUUUGUAGAUUAUCCAAGUGAUGAAUAUGUGUUAAAUCAUACAAGUAGUGCAGCAGACUGCAAGGCAGAGUGCGUGAGCAACUGUUCUUGCAUUGCUUAUGCUUAUGAUAUCAACCGUGGGUGCCUGGUAUGGUAUGGAGAUCUGUUCGAUCUGAAACAACUUCCAGAAAAUGAUGUUGAUGGAAAAAUUUUUUAUCUCAAGCUUGCAGUUUCUGAGCUAAUUACAAAUCAAAAGGAAAAAAGUGACAAGAGGCAGCUUUGGGCAAUUGUCAUACUAACCUUGUCUCUAUCAAUGCUUGUUUUGGGCUUCAGCAUUUAUUUUGUCAGCAAAAAGCUUCAAUCCAAAGGGGAGGAUUUGUUAAAAUUUGAUUUGGCUAUAAGCCGAAAAGCUGAUGACACAGACUUGAAGGAGGCAACUAAACCGGGAAUACACAGGAAAAACGAAUCAAAACUCCCAUUUUUCAGUUUUGAAAGCGUUUCUGCCGCCACAGAUAAUUUUUCAGUCACAAAUAAGCUUGGUGAGGGUGGUUUUGGACCUGUCUACAAGGGUAUAUUACUGAAAGGUGAUGAGAUAGCUGUUAAAAGGCUAUCAAGAAGAUCAGGACAAGGAUGGGAGGAGUUGAAAAAUGAAGCACUUCUCAUAGCAAAGCUCCAGCACAAGAACCUUGUCAGGCUUUUAGGCUGCUGCAUUGAACGAGAUGAGAAGAUACUAAUUUAUGAGUACAUGCCGAAUAAAAGCUUGGAUUUUCUUCUUUUUGAUUCAGUCAAACGUAGGACACUAGAUUGGAGUACACGACUUCGGAUCACUGAAGGGAUUGCUCAAGGGCUUCUUUACCUUCAUCAAUACUCUAGGUUGCGAAUUAUUCACAGAGAUUUGAAGGCUAGUAAUAUUCUGUUGGACAGCAACAUGAAUCCCAAAAUUUCAGAUUUUGGAAUGGCAAGAAUUUUUGGAGGGGAGGAAUUGCAAGCAAAUACAAAUCGAAUUGUUGGGACUUAUGGUUACAUGUCCCCUGAAUAUGCUUUGGAGGGCCUCUUCUCUGUAAAAUCGGAUGUCUUCAGCUUUGGGGUCUUGCUACUGGAGAUUGUGAGUGGGAAGAAGAAUACUGGUUUUUAUCAGUCUAAAUCUCUCCAUCUUCUUGGCUAUGCAUGGGAUUUGUGGACAAGAAACAGGGCACUGGACUUAGUUGAUCCAAUGCUGCAGGAAGUGCCUACACAUUUGGCAUUGAGAUAUGUAAACAUAGGGCUACUUUGCGUCGAGGACAAUGCAGAUGAUAGACCGACCAUGUCUUCUGUAGUCUCGAUGCUUAACAAUGAAACCAUGGCCCUACCUUCUCCUAAGCAGCCAGCUUUCUUAAAUGCAAGAAGUAUGGUGAACCAGAACUUGGUACAGAGCAGGUCAGAGAUCUAUUCUGUAAAUGAUGUAACAUUUUCAGUCUUGGAGGCUCGUUAACAUUUUAUAAGUUUCCUUAGUCGUAAGUUUUCGUCGUA